Fonsecaea nubica is the source of this 324-nucleotide messenger RNA. RefSeq lists its product as hypothetical. Gene Ontology annotation, biological process: negative regulation of ATP-dependent activity. Gene Ontology annotation, cellular component: mitochondrion. Gene Ontology annotation, molecular function: ATPase inhibitor activity. The record is from RefSeq and is a predicted model, not a curated record. The transcript has 3 exons. Lineage: Eukaryota; Fungi; Ascomycota; Eurotiomycetes; Chaetothyriales; Herpotrichiellaceae. Bases 1 to 324 code for a protein of 107 amino acids.
AUGCUACGAACACAAGCCGUAAAGCUCGCAAGAGGCUCUGCGGCUCCCUCAAUCCGUCGGUCGUUCUCCAUCACUGCCAUGCGAGCUUCCGAAGGAGAUACUGGUGGACUCAGAUCUGGUGGAUCUGCUGCUGGUGAUGCCUUCACCAGACGCGAGCAAGCCAGCGAAACCAAGUUCAUCCGAGAAAAAGAGAUGGAGAGCUUGAGAAAAUUGAAGGAGAAACUCGCUCAACAGCGGAAGCAUCUCGACGAACUGGAUGAGCAUAUUCAAGAGCUGGAGCGGGACGCUGGUGGUGAAGAUCCUCAACAUACCAAGGGCAACUAA